This is a messenger RNA of Theileria equi strain WA, 255 nucleotides long. RefSeq lists its product as hypothetical. Gene Ontology annotation, molecular function: RNA binding. The record is from RefSeq and is a predicted model, not a curated record. NCBI's taxonomy places the organism in Eukaryota, Apicomplexa, Aconoidasida, Piroplasmida, Theileriidae. The transcript is spliced from 2 exons. Gene Ontology annotation, cellular component: nucleolus; small-subunit processome. The coding region runs from base 1 to 255 and encodes 84 amino acids.
AUGUGGCAAGAAUGUUAUGCCCGGUCUAACAGCCAAAAGGCGCUUGACAAUGGUCCCGGAGGGUCUACGUUAAAGGCUCUGGAGCUUCUCACAGAGUGUUAUAUUCUUACCCAGGGACAGACGGUCUCAAUAAAGGGCAUUAAAGUCGCAAGGAGGAUUGUGGAGGACUGCAUGAAGAAUGUGCACCCAGUCUAUCACAUUAAAGAGUUUAUGAUUAAGAGGGAUUUGCAUGCAGAGAUGGUUAUCUCCUUCUAG